Messenger RNA from Paramecium primaurelia, 3582 nucleotides. The record is from the annotation of a GenBank genome assembly. NCBI's taxonomy places the organism in Eukaryota, Ciliophora, Oligohymenophorea, Peniculida, Parameciidae.
AUGGGGAAAGACAAAAAGAAGAGUAAAAGUAGAAGUAGGUCUAAUAAAAAGAAAGAAAAGAAAGAAAAGAAGGAAAAAAAAUCAAAAGCAAAGAAAGAUUCAAUAAGAAAAGAAUCAAUAAAAAAGAAAGAAUCAAUAAAAAAGGAGUCUUAAAAGAAAAAUAAAAAGUAAAAAGAAUCAAAAAAAAAAGAUAAAAAAAGUAAAAAGAAAAGCCAAAGUCCAUCUCCAAUAAAUGCUUAAAAAAAAUAAGCUUAAGAUGAAUAAAAGUUAAAAGAUGACGAAUAAAAACGAUUGUCUAGAUUAAUGAAAGCUAAAUUGAUUAAAUUUUAAAAUUCAGAUGAUGAUGAUGAUGAUGAUAAAAAAGAAUUUGUUUAUAAAGAUCCUGAAGUAAUUGAACCAAUUCUACCUCCAGAUGAAUAACUAAUAUAUGAUUGGUCAUAAAGAAAUUAAGAAAAAUAAAUAUAAGAUGCAUUAAAAAAAUGUAGAUUGGUGGGAGAAAAAUUAUUUUAUGAUUCUGAUGGAAUUGAGGAAGAUGACAAUCCUGAAGAAUAAUUUUAAGAUGAAAAUGGUAAUGAUAAUAAAUAAGAUGUUAAAAUAUAAGAAGAAGAUGAACAUGAAGUUUAGAAACCUGUUGAAAAAGUAGAUAAAUAAUAAUAAGAAAGAUUUUUGAUAGACAAAAAGACAUUAAAUAAUGAUAGUGAUAGUGAUAGUGAAGAUGAAAAUGCUUCUAAAGUUAAAGUCUUUACAAAAAAUCUUUAAUCUAUUUCUAAAUUAAAAGAAUUGCAAUAACAAUAAACUUAAUAAUAAUUCUCAAGACCAUAAAUAAAACGAAAAUGGAGAGAAGAAUAAUAUGAUGAUCAAGAAGAGGAUCCACUUGAAGCAUUUAUGAGAUAAGUUGAAAGUAAUAAAUUUAUUUUUAUUUUUUUAGCUGAAGCAACAUAAUAAGCAGAUGAAGAUGAAAGAAGAAGAAAAGAAGAAGAAGAAAAGGAGAAAAAAAGAAAGUAAGCCAUUGAAGAAGAAUUAAGAAAAUUAAAUGCUUAAAAAGUAAUUACUUAUGAGGAUAUCAUAUAAAAUAGUAUUAAUUAAAAUAAUGAAAAAAAAAAUACUAAUGGAAUGGAUAUUGAAUAAGUGUAGGAAGUUUAAAAUUAGUAAAAAGAGGAAUUGGAUUAAUAAAUUAAUGAAGAAGACGAAGAGGAUAAUAAGUUUUAUGAAUAAUUUAUGAAAGAAUUAAAGAAGAAAGAAUUAGAAGAAAAGAUGAGAUAAAGAGAAGAUGAAGAUGAAGCUGAAGAUGUGGAUUUAGAAUAAUAAUAAAUGUUAGCUUUAUUGGAAGAAGAACCUGAUAUUUUUGACAAACAGAAGAAAUUAGAAAAGAAAGAAUUAAAACCAGUUGAUCAUUCUACAAUUGAUUAUUAACCUUUUAGAAAAGAUUUUUAUAGAGAGGUAAGUGAAUUAGUAUAAAUGACAGCAGAAGAAGCAAAAAAAUUAAGAUAAUAACUAGGUGAUAUUAAAGUGAGAGGUAAGGAUGUACCAAAACCAAUUUAAAAUUGGUAUCAAUGUGGAUUAAAUGAUAGAAUAUUAAAUGUAUUGAUUGAGAAAAAGAAAUUCUUAAAUCCAUUUCCAAUUUAAGCUCAAGUAUUAAUUGAUACAUGAUUUUAGGCUAUUCCUUGUAUAAUGUCAGGUAGAGAUUUUAUAGGUAUUGCUGAAACAGGAAGUGGAAAAACAUUAGCCUACUUAUUACCUCUUUUAAGGCAUGUUCUAGAUCAACCAGCUUUAAAAGAUGGAGAUGGCCCUAUAGCCAUAAUAAUGGCUCCAACAAGAGAAUUGGCACAUUAAAUUUAUGUAAAUUGUAGAUGGUUUACUUCUAUUUUAAAUUUGAAUGUUGUUUGUUGUGUUGGAGGAGCUGGAAUAGCUGGUUAGCUGAGUGAUUUAAAAAGAGGAACUGAAAUAGUUGUGUGUACUCCAGGACGAAUGAUUGAUGUUUUAACAACAAGCAAUGGGAAAAUAACAAAUCUAAGAAGGGUAACAUAUGUAGUAAUAGAUGAAGCUGAUAGAAUGUUCGAUUUAGGUUUUGAACCAUAAAUAUGUAAAAUAAUACAAAACAUCAGACCAGAUAGACAAUUAGUCAUGUUCUCAGCUACAUUCCCAAAAAAUGUUGAGUAAUUAGCCAAAAGGUAUUAAUCAAUUAGUAUAUUUAAAGGGUCUUACGUAAACCUAUAGAAUGCAUAGUAGGAGGAAGAGGAUAAGCAGGUGGAAAUAUUGAAUAAAUAAUAGAAUUUAUGGAUGAAUCAGACAAAUUAUAUAAAUUGUUGCUUCUAUUUUAGGAAUGGUAUACAAAAGGCAGUAUUUUAAUAUUUGUGGAAAAACAGACAGAAGCAGAUGAUUUAUUUAAGGAAUUGUUGAAAUAUGGAUAUAAAUCAUUUGUUUUACAUGGAGGAAUGGAUCCAUAAGAUAGAGAAUUUACAAUACAUGAUUUUAAGAAAGGAAUAAGAACAAUAAUGGUAGCAACAUCUGUAUUAGCAAGAGGAUUAGAUAUUAAACAUAUUUGUUUAGUAAUAAAUUUCAGUUGUCCAAAUCAUAUGGAAGAUUAUAUACAUAGGAUAGGAAGAACUGGAAGAGCUGGUUAAAAAGGAACAGCUAUAACAUUUUUUACUCCUUAAGAUGAACAUCUUGCUAAUGAUUUGGUUUAUUUACUUGAAAAGAGUGAACAAUAAUUACCUGAGAAACUUAAAGAAUAUUAGAAGUCAUUUAUGGAAAAAGUUAAAGCAGGAGAAGCUAAAAUUUAUAGAAAUAAAAAUAGAGCUGGAGGAGGAUUUACAUUUGGACCUGAGGAAGAACAAAAGUUUUAGGAUUUUAGGACAUAAAUGAGAAAAAAGUUUGGGUUAGAGGGUUUAAUGAUGGAUGAAUAAUCUUCAGAUGAUGAAAAAGUAUUAGAAGAAAUUGCUAAAGGCAAAUUAAGUGAAGAGUAUAUUUUAUAUUUAUUAUUUUAGAGAAAGAUUAAAAAAAUAAGAAGAAAGAGAUAGAGUUGAAAGAGAGAGAAUUAUGUAAUUGAUUAAAGAUCCUGCUUUGAAAUCUCAAAUAUUAUCCGAGGCUACAAAAGCAGCUAAUUUGUGUAUCAAUUCUGGAGGAUCAAGAGAAUAAGUAGCCAAUGCAGCAAUGGAUGCAAUAAAAAGAGUAUUAAAAUAGCAUAGCUAAGUUAAUAAAUCAAUUGAAGGAGGCAUAGAAGAAGCAAUGCAAAUAAUUAACGAAUUUGAAGAAAGAGAGAGAAAUAAUCAUGAUUUUGUAAGUUAUGAUUUUGAAAUUAAUGAUUAUCCAACUUAAGCUAGAUUGAAAAUAUUAAGCAAAGAAUUUCUAAAUAUGAUUCAUGAACUUACUAAUUGUUAAAUAUCAUAGAGAGGAAGUCUUGUAGAACCUGGUAAAAAGCCAUUACCUGGAUAAAAGAAGUUAUUCUUGAGAAUAGAAGGUGAAAAUGAAUAUUUUGUAAUGAGUGCCUAUAAAGAAAUUAAACGUAUGGCGUAAGAUUUAACUCUCAAUUAAAUUCAAGAUAAUUAUGCUGGUAUUCAAACAAAUUCUAAAUUAAUUUGA